This is a messenger RNA of Amphibalanus amphitrite, 3816 nucleotides long. RefSeq names its product protein transport protein Sec16A-like (gene Sec16). Lineage: Eukaryota; Metazoa; Arthropoda; Thecostraca; Balanomorpha; Balanidae. The record is from RefSeq and is a predicted model, not a curated record. The coding region runs from base 239 to 2962 and encodes 907 amino acids. Gene Ontology annotation, biological process: autophagy; Golgi organization; COPII vesicle coat assembly. Gene Ontology annotation, cellular component: endoplasmic reticulum exit site; ER to Golgi transport vesicle membrane. The transcript has 17 exons.
GGUCGGCUCGGACAUGGCCGAACUUCUCCUGCGAGACGGCGACCCGGUCACCUCUGGGGGCCCCUCUGAGGGUCCCGGGGACCCGGCCGAGGGCCCGCGGAGGGCCCGCCGGCCGGCCGGGGCCGCGGAGUGGACCGAGCGCUGGUGACCCGCGCCGAGCGACGGCCGAGCCGGUGGCGGUACAAGGUUCACCGAACUGCUGCUGUAUGGACACAGGAAAGAGGCACUUGAGUGGGCCAUGAAGCAGGGUAUCUGGGGGCACGCGCUGUUCCUGGCCAGUAAGAUGGACCAGCGUACCUACGGUCAGGUGAUGACCAGGUUCGCUAACGGACUGCUACAGAACGAUCCGCUGCAGACGCUCUAUCAGCUCAUGUCGGGCCGGCAGCCGUCUUGUACCACGAGCUGCGCCGAUGAGCGGUGGGGCGACUGGCGGCCCCAUCUGGCCAUGAUUCUGUCUAACACCACCCAUCGGCCGGAGCUGAACCAACGGGCCAUCGUCACACUGGGAGACACGCUCGCGGCUCGCGGUCUUCUGCACGCGGCGCACUUUUGUUACCUGAUGGCCCAGUGCGAGUUUGGUCCAUACGAGCGGAAAUCGUCCAAACUGGUGCUGAUCGGGUCGGCCCAUCAACUACCAUGGAGCCAGUUCGCCACCAACGAGGCCAUUCAGCGCACGGAGGUGUUUGAGUACGCCCAGAGUCUCGGCGCCGCGGACUACGUGCUCACUCAUCUACAGGCGAUGAAGUUCAUCUACGCCACGCGACUGGCCGAGGUCGGUCUGAUUACCGAGUGUCUCCACUACUGUGAGGUGAUCGGGGGGCUGAUCGCCAAGUACCCCAGCUCGUUCAACUACUCUCUGGUGAGCCGCGUGUACGCACUGGGCAGCCAGCUCAAGUACCACGACGCCCACUACCAGUCGGGCGAGGGCGAGCUCUCCGAAAUGGGCGACCCCGAGUGGCUACUGGCGCUGCAGAAUGUCCUGGUCGAGAUGCAGAACGGCCGUAUUCCGGCCUACCCGCAGCCGACCGAUGCCGCUGCGGUAGCCGGCGGCGGCGCAGAGCCUGCGGAGCUGGUGGCAGACCCCGCCGCCGCCGAGCAGCUCCAGCUCCAGCACCAGGAGCAGCACCAGUUCCAGGAACAGCACCAGCCCCAGCCGGAGUACGGGGUGACGCCGCAGCAGCCGCCGGCAGAACCACAGGCUGCAGCUGCGGGCGGCACGUACGACCCCGCUCAGUACCUGCAGCAGCAGGCCGACCCGUCCGCUUCCGCCGCCGCUCCGUACGAUCCGGCUGCCUUCCAGCAGUCCCAGCCGUUCGUACCGGUCGAUCAGACGGACGGGGGAGGUGGGGCGGACUACUGGGGCGGCUGGGGAUACGCCAACACACCCGCUGCGCCCACACCCGGCCAGGAUAAUGGGACAGAGGGCGGCAUGGAGGCCACCCAGCCGGGUCAGACGGACACCUCCCCACCGCCAUCUGCCGCCGACGAUAAGAACUUCAACUACUGGGACCAGCCGCGCAAAAUGACUCCCGUCCUGGCGCCGCCUCUGUUCCACUCCACGCCGCAGACUCCGGUCGCCCCUGGCACCGGCCCUGGAGCCGCCUCUGGCACUCCCAGCCCGCGGCGCCGCUCGGUGACCUUUGCCACGCCCUUGCUGCUGACCUCUGACCGUCGUUCGCCCGCGGGGCUCGUCCUCAACCGGUCCGGGGUCGGAUCGCUGACCUCGGAAAGGUCACCCCUCGGCGCUACGGACCACAACCUCAGCAACCUGGCCAAACGCUCCUCCACAUCCUCGGUCCGCCCGCCAGCCAAUCAGCGAGCCCGCGCCGCCGCCGCGUCCAAUCGCCGAACGCCAGCCGCCGGACGUCAGCCAAUCAGCAGCGCCGUCUCAGCCGCUCAGCCAAUCAGCGGCCUGGACACACCCACCGGCGCUGGAGGAAAUCAGCUGCGCCACCGCGUCAACGCUCGCCGCACGGCAGCUUCUGCGCCGCAAACGUCUCAUACAACCACAUCAACCAGCCGCCGGAGCAACCUACGCCGCGAACCGACUCAUCAGGACACGGCGCGGCCGGAGACAUCUAGCGGCCGGCAGGCGAAGCUCGAGUGCCGCCCGGCGCCGCUAGGUGACGGCACGGUGCGCACAUACCCGAUUGAUGAACCGUGCUGCGCGCCGCCUCAUCUGUGCAGAGAGCACGCGCGACUGGCCCCGGCCACCGGCGACGGACGGGCGGACUCCGUCGGAGAGGAUUCCGAGAGUGAGGCGUCGUCGGUGCCAUCUGAGAACGAAUCAGAGCCGGCCAAAGGGUCGGCCCCGCCCCCUACGACCAGCGCCAGCCAAUCAGCGUCCGGCGCGCCGUCCAACGACCAAUCAGGAGGCGGGUGGUUCGGCGGCCUCUUCAGUCGACUGGGCAAACCCAAAAACCAGAUGAAACUGCCCGAUGAUAAGGAUAAAUCGAUCGUGUACGACCCGGCCACUAAACGGUGGGUGGACAAAGACGCGGGGCCCGACGACGGGCCUCAGGCGCCCGCCGCGCCGCCAUCGGACAGUCAGCUGUUGGGCGGGGGCGGGGGCGGCGGACCGCCCGCCAUGGGCGGCGGCGCCCCGCCCGGCGGCCCGCCCCCGCCGCCCGCCGCCGGCGGCGGCAACAAGUUCAAGAUCCCCAAGGGUCGCGGUAUGCGCUCCAACUACGUGGAUGUGUUUGGUGGCUCCGGAUCCGCAUCUGGACCCGGUGGUGGAUCCGGACCCAGCGCUGGACCCGCCAGUCUACCCCCGCUGGUUCCCAGUCCAGGACCAAUUCCGCCAGCUGAUGGAUCCGGUAUGGAUGCUCAGCCACCUGCGCCCGGCGACGGCGCGCCCCCGCAGGGAGCAGCUCCUCCUAUGUUCAACCCUGGACAGAUGGCCGGAGCUCCGGCGCCCGUCAGUGCCCCGCGCGGACGACUGAACCGAUAUGGCCGCCGGUGAGCCGCCUGGGAACCCCGCGUGACCCGCGCUGACCUCGGGUCAUGACCCCAGACACGGGGCAGCCAGGUCGGACCCGGCCCGGUGCCAAUAGCGAAUCGAAGGGACGGACGGACCUUGUCCCGGUGGAGUGGUUGCAGUGAGACGAUAUAAACUAUGCCCCGACGGGCCCAGAGACACUAUAUUUCCUGUUAUUGGUGAUGAGAGUGCAGAGAGGACGCCGGGGAGCCUUGUGCAGGGGACGGAUGUGAGUGAACUGGCGUCCCCAUAUACUUAUAGCCACUUGUGACGGUGUGUGCAUGGGAGGGUGUCCAGAGCCGGCAGGGGGCUCCCGUGGUCCAACUGGCCCCCACAGUGGCCGGAGACAGAGGUAAUGGUUGUGAGGGUGCACAUUAAUGGUUAUUUAUGUUAAUGAAUGCUGAUUGGUGGCCGCGCGCCAGCCCUGAAUGCUGAUUGGUUGACGCGCACCGGCCCUGAAUGCUGAUUGGUUGCCGCGGGCGCCGCCCGGUCGCCGGCCGCCUGCGCGCGGCCGGAUACUGUGCCGCCGGGCCGCCAUAUAGCCGCCCUCAGUUAGGUGGCGUUUGAUUGGUCGCUGAGGUGGUACGCUGUGUCUGAUUGGCUGUCGUGCCGGCCGGCAAUGUUCCAUGUGUGGCGGGGGUCUGGUUACUGCCCGACGGCGGCCGGCGAGUUUUCAAAUGGCGGCACCUGAUUGGCGGGCUCCGCCGCGGCUCGCGAGUUGAUUGGCCGUCGUUGGCUCAUUAGUAUAGUAGACGCCUGGGUUGUGGUUUCUCGGUAUGUGUGGUGGCUCACUACGUAUAUCCUGAUGCAUAUGGCUAUAAUAAAAGGGGAAAAUCGCA